Rhinichthys klamathensis goyatoka is the source of this 1694-nucleotide messenger RNA. It is a transcript of the gene rasl11b, whose product is annotated as RAS-like, family 11, member B. Lineage: Eukaryota; Metazoa; Chordata; Actinopteri; Cypriniformes; Leuciscidae. Gene Ontology annotation, molecular function: GTPase activity; GTP binding. The transcript has 4 exons. The record is from RefSeq and is a predicted model, not a curated record. Bases 110 to 844 code for a protein of 244 amino acids.
UUGUAUGCCGUCGACCAACUUCGAUCCUGACAUUACUUUUAAGGUGUCUGUGGAUUUUUCGUCGUAGUUUGCCAUCGUAAGCUUUGGAUAGUGUCUUUCUUUUGUCAAAAUGCGUCUCAUCCAGAACAUGUCCACCAUCGCGGAGUACCCGAGCGCCGAGUGCCCGUCCAACCGGGUCAUAAAGAUCGCAGUGAUCGGCGGAAGUGGGGUCGGCAAAACCGCGCUGGUGGUUCGUUUCCUCACUAAGCGGUUCAUUGGUGACUACGAGAGAAACGUGGGCAACCUGUACUCAAGAGAAGUGCAGAUAGACGGAGAACAACUGGCCAUCCAAGUUCAAGACACACCUGGGGUUCAAGUGAACGCUAAUGGAUUGAGCUGCACUGACCAGAUGUCUCGCUCCAUUCAAUGGGCGGACGCCGUAGUUAUGGUGUAUUCCGUAACCGACUGCCGAAGCUUUGAUCUCAUUGGCCAGCUCCACCAGCUUGUUAUCCGCACCCAUACGGAUAGGUCCUUGCCAAUCAUCCUAGUGGCCAAUAAAGCUGAUCUUCUCCAUGUGAGGCGUGUGGAUGCUCAAGAAGGUCCCCUGCUGGCUUCAGCGCUGGGCUGCUCCUUCUACGAGGUGUCCGCCAGCGAGGACUACAGCCAGGUCCACGGUGCCUUCCAUAGACUGUGUGUGGAUCUGGCCAAGCAGCAGCCUCAGACCCCCAUCAAUGCAGCUUCAUCUGGAACAGAGAAGAAAAGAUCUCCCCUCAUUCCCAGGCCCAAAUCCCCCAACAUGCAAGACCUGAAGAGGCGCUUCAAACAGGUGCUGUCGGCCAAGGUCCGGACCGUCACUUCAGUGUGAAGAGGGUUUGAAUACCAGCAGGAUAAAGGGCACGAUUAAGAGAGAAAAUGCUCUAAGGAGAGGAGAUGAUCUUGAGAGCAGCAAUGCUGAAUGUAUAGAUCUCGCUCCUCUGACGUUCUUGAGAUCCGCUGAUGAUCAGCAGACCGGUUCCAAACAGAGGCCCCUGAAACUUGACCUGAUUGCGUCAUGGUCGCUGAAAAAAACGAAACGAAAAAACAAGCAGAGUCUGGUGAACACUUAAAUUUUCACAUGACCAUCUCAGUGCUGGUGGACUCUUGUGUUGCUGUCACUUAGUGGACCACAGCAGGAUUCUGGGAGACGUGGUCAUAGCGCCUUAAAGAGGGACAGUGCAAAGACUGAAUGGAACAGAUGGAGACUAAUAGAAACACUAUUGACAUUGCCUUACCUAUGAACCUUUAAGACACAAUUCUCUUGGUAACAGAGAUGGUGAAGACUGCAAAACAGACUAUUUUAAGAAUUGCUUUUGUGAAAGGCAUGGGAGAGAGGGAGGUUUUUUUUUUGUUCCUUCUUGUGGUCAAGGCUUUUACGGGCUGAAUGCAGGCAUUGUUAAAGGACAAGGCACUCAAGCUAAGCAUAGAGAGAGAGAGAGAGAGAGUGUGUAUCUCUUACAGCCUGCUCUUGUGUUCAAGGCCAGAAUGUUUCUCCUGGUUUUAUGUAAAACUGCUUUGUGCCACUUUUUUAUAGUGGAGUAGAAGAUUUUUUUUUUUUUUCUGUUUAAAUGCACUUUAAAAAAAGCCAAAGGGCUGAAGCUCAGAGUUAUUUAUUUAUGUUAUUUGAUUGUGAUUGGAAAUAAAGAGUUGUUUUUAAUAAAAUAAUUGUUUCAGAAUUU